Leptopilina heterotoma is the source of this 1959-nucleotide messenger RNA. It is a transcript of the gene Septin1, whose product is annotated as septin-1. Lineage: Eukaryota; Metazoa; Arthropoda; Insecta; Hymenoptera; Figitidae. Gene Ontology annotation, biological process: cell division; cytoskeleton-dependent cytokinesis; regulation of exocytosis. Gene Ontology annotation, cellular component: septin ring; cell division site; microtubule cytoskeleton. Gene Ontology annotation, molecular function: GTPase activity; GTP binding; molecular adaptor activity. The record is from RefSeq and is a predicted model, not a curated record. The transcript has 6 exons. Bases 145 to 1224 code for a protein of 359 amino acids.
AUGGUAUUUCCGCCUGUCAGUUUUUGGCGUCUGGCAAUUUUGUGUGUUGUUCGCGUAUAUACUUAGUUUGUAGAAUUUCUUUGUUUAAAUAUUUUCCCUUUAACAAAAUCUCUUAUCUUCCUGUGCGAAAAAAUUCAUUAAAACAUGUCGAGUGAAAGUGUUAAAACGUUUGCGAGUCUUGAAACACCUGGUUAUGUAGGCUUUGCCAAUUUGCCGAAUCAAGUUCAUCGAAAGUCCGUGAAAAAAGGAUUCGAAUUCACUCUUAUGGUAGUCGGUGAAUCAGGCCUGGGAAAAUCAACUCUAGUUAACAGUCUAUUUCUCACGGAUCUUUAUCCCGAAAGAAUAAUUCCUGACGCUGUUGAAAAAACCAAUCAAACUGUUAAACUGGAUGCUUCUACGGUUGAAAUUGAAGAGAGGGGAGUAAAACUUCGCUUGACUGUUGUCGACACUCCUGGCUAUGGAGAUGCUAUCGAUAAUACUGAUAGUUUCCGAGCAAUCAUUCAAUACAUUGAUGAUCAGUUUGAGAGAUUUCUACGUGAUGAAAGUGGUUUGAACAGAAGGAACAUUGUCGACAAUCGAAUACAUUGCUGCUUUUACUUUAUCUCCCCUUUUGGACACGGAUUGAAGCCACUGGAUAUUGAAUUCAUGAAGCAAUUGCACAAUAAAGUGAAUAUUGUUCCUGUCAUUGCGAAAGCUGAUGUACUUACCAAAAAGGAAGUUUUGCGUUUGAAGAAACGUGUAAUGGAGGAAAUCGAAGCGAAUGGAAUAAAGAUUUACCCUCUGCCCGAUUGCGACAGUGACGAGGAUGAAGAUUACAAGGAGCAAGUGCGACAGUUGAAAGAAGCUGUUCCAUUUGCUGUGUGCGGUGCAAAUACUCUUCUGGAAGUUAAGGGCAAAAAAGUUCGCGGUCGUCUGUAUCCCUGGGGAGUUGUCGAAGUUGAAAAUCCAGAUCACUGCGAUUUCAUCAAACUCCGGACAAUGCUUAUAACUCACAUGCAAGAUUUACAGGAAGUAACUCAAGAAGUUCACUAUGAAAAUUAUCGAAGCGAGAGAUUAGCGAAAGGCGCUCCUGUUCCUCCUCGAAGACAGAACAUUGUUGAGAAUGAAAAAACGGUCGGAGGCUCGGAGAAAGAUCGAAUCUUGCAAGAAAAGGAAGCAGAGUUACGAAGAAUGCAGGAAAUGCUCGCCGCUAUGCAAGCCCAAAUGCAGCAACAACAACCAUAAUUUAUUUUUUAAAAAAAGAAGGAAUGUCCGCCUUGCCAAGUGCCAAUAACUGAUCUUCGCAUACACAUCGACUUUGAGGCGAGUUUCUUUUUUUCUCUACGCACAAUCAGAAUAUGUCUCGUUUCACUUUUGACAAUCGACACAAUUCAAGCGCAAAAAAAUAAUCAGAAUUGUCUCGUUCAAGUCGGUGAUAAUUUUGUACCUCAGUAAUUUGUUAAAACAACAUGGAAAGAAAACGCGCAACAAACAUGACAAAAAAGCGACGAUUGAAACGACAAACUCUUCAGAAAAGUGCCUUGCAAUUUUAUUCUCUUUUCUCGAUUAAUGUCGUUUCAAUCUUCUUUUUUAAGCCUUGGGUCGAAAAAUAUUCACCAUUUACGUUAUUUUUUUUUUAUUAUUUUUUUAAGUUCAGAAUGUUUGUUAUAAGGGGGUUUUUUUAUAUACAUAGUGAAAGCAAUUUUUUUUUAAAUCGUAAAAAGGGAUUUAUUUCGUUUUAAAGACUGUGAAAAAAAAUCUUGAGAAAUCUAAUGUUGAAGUGCCAGUUUCUAUCAACGAACCAGAUAGCAUUGUAAAUAAGAAAUUUAAUUUCACAUUCUUAGAUUUCUCAUGACUAGAAUGCAAAAAGAAUCAAUUCCAAAUGCCUAAAAUUCUUCCAAUUACUUCCAAAUAAGUAAUUUUUAUAUGUUUUGUAAGAAAUGUUACGAAUAAAGAAUAUUUUACAUUUUAAUAUACUAA